AUAGAAAGUGAUAGUACCGCUCCCUGGCUUUUCACUGAAGAAUUCGCCGGUACCUGUCUUGCAGGGUGAUAAAUCUAGCGAGUUAUCGAUUCCGAUUGUCGGUUUCGUUUAGUUUUGUUAUCUGUUGUACAUUUUCCUUACAAUAUUAUUAUAAAAUGUCGGAACACAAAAGUAGUUUAAAUAUAUCUGAUUUCUAUGAACAUGAAGAUGUUUCCUUGGAAUAUAUUAUGGAAAAUGUUCUUUACGUUGAAAAGAAAGACGACGACGAUAGUGAGUUCCAACAUCUAGAAAGGGAAUAUAAUUCCAUACUUUUGAAUGGGUGUGAUUGCAAUUCAGAGAAAAUUAAUUGUAUCAAAUGCCUUCAUGGAAGGAAUUAUAAAUGGCUCUCAGAAGCAACGGAACUUGUUUUAGAUGUAGACAAAUGUGAAGAUCUUAUUUACGAAUGUAGUUCUGCAUGUAAAUGUGAUCCUUCAAAGUGUAGCAAUCGUCUUGUUCAAAAUGGUCCCAGAGCUGGUCUGAAGGUAGUGCAUUCCAAUAUAUUUAAAUCCAAAGGCUUGAUUUCAAGUGAGCUAAUCCCUAGAGGAGGAUUUAUUUGUGAAUAUGCCGGAGAAAUACUUUCAUUUAAAGAAGCUUCUAAACGCUUAAAGAAAUAUGAGCAAAUUCUUGACAAAAAUUACAUUUUGUUUAUGAAAGAGUGGAAUAAGAACCAAGUUCUUAAAAACCCUAUCACAACAAUUAUUGACCCAACCCAAAAAGGAAAUAUUGGACGGUACAUAAAUCAUAGCUGCGAUCCGAAUUGUGAAAUACGAUGUGUACGGAUUGAUUGCCCCAUCCCGAAAAUUGCCGUAUUUGCGAAACGAGAUAUAAAAGCUGGAGUGGAACUAUGUUUUCAUUAUAAUGGGGGAGACGAAAUUUUGUUAAAAGUACAACGGCGACUUUGUCUGUGUAGAUCUGCUAAUUGUUCAGGAUAUAUGCCUUAUGCUAAUAUUGAACUACCUUAAGUUAUGUCAGACACAUAUACAAAUUCGAUUUGAGGUUAUUGAAGGAGCCUACUAAACAUUUUUAUUGUGAAUAACAAACUUUCUAUAACAAAAUGGUUUUUACUUAAAAUAUCAUAUAGUGCGUUGUAAUGCAAAGAUACGAAGACAAGAAAGAGGACAAAAUAAUUUUACAAAUGUAUAUGUGUAUAUAUUUAAAUAAAACAAUAACAAAUUUUAAA
Messenger RNA from Zeugodacus cucurbitae (melon fly), 1219 nucleotides. Its product is annotated as probable histone-lysine N-methyltransferase set-23. The record is from RefSeq and is a predicted model, not a curated record. The transcript has 2 exons. Lineage: Eukaryota; Metazoa; Arthropoda; Insecta; Diptera; Tephritidae. Gene Ontology annotation, molecular function: protein binding; zinc ion binding; histone H3K9 methyltransferase activity. Bases 156 to 1001 code for a protein of 281 amino acids. Gene Ontology annotation, cellular component: nucleus.